CGGAGGACAGUGAAAGGCGGGAGGAGGGCGCGGCCGCCCUCAAAGUCCCCGCACUGACCGCUGCCCCAGCUCCGGACCUGUCUCCCGACCGUCUCCACCUCUUCUCUCCCUCGUCCUCCGCCCGCAGCCAUGCCCAAGUGUCCCAAGUGUGAGAAAGAGGUUUAUUUCGCUGAGAGGGUCACCUCCCUGGGCAAGGAUUGGCAUCGUCCCUGCCUCAAGUGUGAGAAAUGCAACAAGACUCUGACAUCGGGCAGUCACGCAGAGCACGAGGGGAAGCCCUACUGCAAUCAUCCAUGCUAUGCUGCUCUGUUUGGGCCUAAAGGGUUCGGGCGUGGAGGCGCCGAGAGUCACACGUUCAAAUAGACCCCCUCCGCCAACCAGGUGUUUCCAGGCAGGAAAGCCUCCUCGCUCCGGGCAGUCACUCGCCUGUGACCCGCGGCCUCACCGCUCCCCCACCACGGCCCCCACACCCCAACUCUCUCCUUGUCAAUAAAAACCUUCACCCAAG
Molecule: messenger RNA, 508 nt
Organism: Ornithorhynchus anatinus (platypus)
Lineage: Eukaryota; Metazoa; Chordata; Mammalia; Monotremata; Ornithorhynchidae
Gene: CRIP1
Product: cysteine rich protein 1
Exons: 5
Coding region: 130-363 (77 amino acids)
Biological process (GO): regulation of gene expression; intrinsic apoptotic signaling pathway in response to DNA damage
Molecular function (GO): zinc ion binding
Source: RefSeq, a predicted model, not a curated record